CUCCCUCAGGAGCAAGGAAGACGAGAGCGAAGAGCGAGGGGGGCAUAAUGCAGCAGCAGGCCGGUGACGCCCGGCGCAUAUCCAAAGAGCGGAAAGAGGUUGCGUCGGAGCUGGAACACAACCGCCCGCAAACACUGGACUACCCCUUCACCAACCAGCUAGAGGCCUGGAAGGAAAACGCACGCGUACGAUCCUCCGCCCGGCAGGGGAACAAGAAUGAUACGGCAAACAACAAAUCGGCAGUUCGCCUCAAGAGCCUCCUCCAGGGAGAGGCCCUGAGCUACGGGGGCGUCAGCGACAACGGCGACACCGACGCCGAGGGCACCCGCAACGGCAGUCACACCCAGGAACAGCCGCCGCAGCCGGAGGUGUGGAAGGGCAGGGCGUGGAACUCGGGCACCCUCCUGGUCCGCCCCGGUGGCGAAGACAGGCCGUCGGGACGGGUGCCGCGGACGACGUACAUCUACCUCGUGGGGACCGCGGCGAGGGUGCGCGGGCUCGAGGUUGAGGUGCUCGUCGGUGAGCCCGGAGGCGGCGGCGGCGGGCGGCGCACGAUCCUGUCGAGGGCCACCGGAGUGAUGUGCGCCUGCGUGCCCGAGCGGGAGAAAUGUACACCGUGAGGAACCUGUCGGUUGACGGCAAGAC
This is a messenger RNA of Ectocarpus siliculosus, 645 nucleotides long. The record is from the annotation of a GenBank genome assembly. NCBI's taxonomy places the organism in Eukaryota, Phaeophyceae, Ectocarpales, Ectocarpaceae.